Messenger RNA from Dreissena polymorpha, 691 nucleotides. RefSeq lists its product as uncharacterized. The record is from RefSeq and is a predicted model, not a curated record. Bases 93 to 581 code for a protein of 162 amino acids. NCBI's taxonomy places the organism in Eukaryota, Metazoa, Mollusca, Bivalvia, Myida, Dreissenidae. The transcript has 5 exons.
AUAAAUAUCGCCGUCUUUCAUUGAAUUUACCAUAUCUUCCUCAGAGCUCCAGUCGUAUAAGGAUCAGUAUCUGUUGCAAUCGGUUUGCAACAAUGCAGUUCUUCGUUCUCGCUCUUUGUGUUGUGGCUGCCACGGCCACAUAUCCGAUAUAUAAUGGCGGCGGAGGUGGCAGAUAUCCUAUUGGCGGUAUUGGAUAUCCGAUAGGCGGUGGUAUAUAUCCCGGUGGGGGAUAUCCCGGUGGUGGAUAUCCUGGUGGUGGAUAUCCCGGUGGUGGAUAUCCCGGUGGUGGAUAUCCCGGCGGUGGAUAUCCCGGUGGUGGAUAUCCCGGUGGUGGAUAUCCCGGUGGUGGAUAUCCGGGUGGUGGAUAUCCCGGUGGUGGAUAUCCUGGUGGUGGAUAUCCCGGUGGUGGAUAUCAAAUAGGCGGCGGAUAUGACGAUGACGAUUAUGGCGGCGGUAUAUACGGAGGCGGGUUUUCAAUGAUGGGCGGAUCUGGUGGUUUUGGUUUCGGUGGCGGCAGAAUGACAGAUAUCGGAGCGGGAUACCGGCCAAAGAAAGGAAAAGGAAAAGGAAGAUACUAUUAGUACGAAAGACUGCAUGAAAAUAUUCGACACAAUGAAGACACCGCUGAGUAUGUUCCUGUGAAACAUUUUUAUCUACUUAUAUUUUACUUAUAAAUUGUUGCAUUCCAUAA